AUGAAUUUUGAGGUGUCUGACCCAAAAGAUAAUGGCGAGGUGCUUCCUUGGCAACUUUCUGAAGCUGAAAGUCAAUUUCAUGGCCCAGAAAUUGAGCUACAUCCCAGGAGAGAUGCUCUUAGGCCAAUGACGUUGGUAUUAGAAUGUGUGCAUAGAGACCAAAACCAAGCCCAGUGUUCAAACAAGGAAAUUGAACCCUUGUAUCAGCACAAACAAGGGAAAGUCAAUAAAUACUCUGGAAAGCAGGCAUCCUUGGAGGAGAGAUUGUGUGAACUACAAAGUGAAAACAUGUUGCUUCAACAGCAACUGGAUGUUGUUCAAAAUGAAGCCAAAAGUAAAAAGACAAUUAAUAUCCCAGAGCCGUUUCCAGAUCAUAUGAGUAAAGCCAUGUGUAAACAACUUCUGAUGCUGGAGGACAGAAGCAAGCAAUCAAUCAAUGAAUGCAAAUGUGUAAAAGACAGAAUGUAUCAGUAUGAAACUGACAGAGCAGAAAUGCAAGCCUGUGUGAGACGGCUUCAACAAGAACUGACUGACACCCGAAAGAAAGUGUCCAUGUUGGAAGCUUCCCUGGAGGUGACAGCACAUCAUCAGACUAAUGCAGAAAAUAAAACACAGCAUUUAGAGAGGAAAUUACAUCAAAUUUCAGAUCAAAAUGCUGAUCUUACAGCAAAACUGGAAUCAACAACUUCAGCACUUCUCCAUCUGAAUGCAGAAACUCAACUUCUUCUGAAAGAGUUAUGUACGAAAGGGAUACAAAAGAAAUGUGAAACAUUAGAGGAGGAGAAAAAGAAGUUGGAAGAAGAAGUGGUAAACCUCAAACGUCACCUAGAAGUGAACACAGUGGAACGCAGUCAAGUGGAGCAGUACAAACAGGAGAUUGACGAGCGAGCAAGACGGGAUGUAGCAGAAAAAUUGACAGAACUCAGUCAAGUCGUGCAGUGCAAACGGGAAGAGCGAGCAAAACAGGAUGUGGCAGGAAUAUUGAAAGAACUCAGCCAGUUUUUACAGGUGAAGCAUUGA
Camelus dromedarius (Arabian camel) is the source of this 1020-nucleotide messenger RNA. RefSeq names its product putative ankyrin repeat domain-containing protein 20A12. The coding region runs from base 1 to 1020 and encodes 339 amino acids. The transcript is spliced from 3 exons. The record is from RefSeq and is a predicted model, not a curated record. NCBI's taxonomy places the organism in Eukaryota, Metazoa, Chordata, Mammalia, Artiodactyla, Camelidae.